CUCCCCUACUGAGAGGCUCGCCGCGAAGCAGAGCUACAGAUUGAGAACGAUGCUGGCGGUGCUGUUCAACGCCGAUUUAUCAACGUUAUUAUGUCCUAAUAAUCUUGUCAAGGCAUAAACGAGCUUGGUAGUUUCACUACAUGUUUUGAAGUUUGAACUUUGAACUCAGCUUCUUGCUUUCAGUUUUUAUAACUGAAUGCGUUUAGAGGUUUGGGACUUGUUGCAUUUGAGAAAAUGGUGUCAGCUUUGAUCUAUCGUGCUUCGCGAAGGUUCCUAAAACCUUCCAUCAUCAACCCUUUGAUCUCAUCUCAACAAUCCGUAUACCGAAACCGCGGUCUAAUUCUUUCACUCAGUCCAGUCAAGCCAUCUCACCUUCGGAUUUCCAAUUUUGAAUUUUGUAAAAGCGUUAGAUCUCUCCCAAAUUUACAAUUUAUUGUGCACAUAUCUUCGUUGCCUUCGAAGGAAAACAAGAAUCAAAGUAGUAAUGCCGGUAGUGGAGGGGAUAUCUCUUGGAUUGACUUGUACUUGCCUACGAAGGUUCAGCCCUAUGCUCGGCUUGCUCGGCUCGAUAAGCCGAUCGGAACAUGGUUGCUUCUAUGGCCUUGUAUGUGGUCAAUUACCUUGGCUGCACCCCCAGGGCACCUUCCUGAUUUUAAAAUGUUGGCUCUGUUUGGAUGUGGGGCUUUGCUUUUAAGAGGUGCUGGGUGUACUGUUAAUGAUCUCAUUGAUCGGGAUAUUGAUACAAUGGUAGAACGUACAAAGUUGAGACCUGUGGCAAGUGGUCUUUUGACACAAUUUCAAGGACUUAGUUUUCUUGGUUUUCAAUUACUUUUAGGUCUUGGGAUUCUUCUGCAACUGAAUAAUUAUAGCCGUGUUUUGGGCGCCUCAUCCUUGUUGCUCGUGUUUUCCUAUCCCCUCAUGAAGAGGUUUACAUUUUGGCCGCAAGCGUACCUUGGGUUAACCUUUAAUUGGGGGGCUUUGUUAGGAUGGACAGCAAUUAAAGGGAGUCUGGAUCCAUCUAUUGUGCUGCCACUUUAUGUCUCUGGAGUUUUUUGGACUCUUGUGUAUGAUACUAUCUAUGCACAUCAGGAUAAAGAAGAUGACCUGAAAGUGGGAGUUAAAUCAACAGCUUUGCGUUUUGGUGAUUCGACAAAGGAGUGGAUUACUGGGUUUGGGAUUGCAUGCCUUAGUAGUCUUGCUCUUAGUGGGUAUAAUGCUGAGAUAGGCUGGCCAUAUUAUGCAUUUCUGGCAGUUGCGUCUGGACAGUUGGGCUGGCAAAUAUGGACAGUCGACCUUUCAUCACGUGCUGACUGCAAUAGGAAAUUUGUCUCAAAUAAGUGGUUUGGAGCUAUCAUAUUUGGGGGAAUCCUAGCAGGAAGACUUUCAUCAUAGGGGUAAAUUUUGCCUAUUACCGUAACUGACAUUCCUAGGAAGUUGCAUCUGAUUAAUCUUUGUAUAUUUACAGUUAUCUUGUAUAGAACAUGUUUCCAGAGGCAAUUAGUUAUGGCUGAGCUUUACUCAUUACAUGUUCAAACAUGUUCUUUUUGUUAUUUCUUCUGAACGAAGUGUUGAAACAUGGUUACUGAUAUAAUAUUUGUACACAGAAAUGGAACAGUUUUCC
Molecule: messenger RNA, 1621 nt
Organism: Gastrolobium bilobum
Lineage: Eukaryota; Viridiplantae; Streptophyta; Magnoliopsida; Fabales; Fabaceae
Product: 4-hydroxybenzoate polyprenyltransferase, mitochondrial
Exons: 9
Coding region: 235-1392 (385 amino acids)
Biological process (GO): ubiquinone biosynthetic process
Cellular component (GO): mitochondrial inner membrane
Molecular function (GO): prenyltransferase activity
Source: RefSeq, a predicted model, not a curated record